Molecule: messenger RNA, 729 nt
Organism: Pyrus x bretschneideri (Chinese white pear)
Lineage: Eukaryota; Viridiplantae; Streptophyta; Magnoliopsida; Rosales; Rosaceae
Product: protein DMP8-like
Exons: 1
Coding region: 22-729 (235 amino acids)
Biological process (GO): endomembrane system organization
Source: RefSeq, a predicted model, not a curated record
AGAGAGAGAACAACUGCAAAAAUGGACCAAACGACUGACGGCGUCGGAAUCAAAAUCUACAAUAAUGCAGUCUACGGGGAUCCACACGACGACGAGUCCACCAAAUCACCACCAAAGCCACCGCCACCUUCUUCUUCAUCUCAGCCUCUGCCCCUGCUCCGACUGAACCCGGACCACUUGCACGGCCGCAAACGGCGUGCCGUUGCCAAAGGGGUCCAGAAAACCCUAUCCAAGACUUCAAUGCUGGCCAACUUUCUUCCCACGGGCACUCUCCUAACCUUUGAGAUGGUUCUCCCCGUUAUCUACAGAACCGGGGAGUGCACGCGUGUCAGCACCAUGAUGACGUACGGGCUCUUGGGUAUGUGCGCCCUCUCAUGCUUUUUCUUCCACUUCACGGACAGUUUCCGUGGUCCGGACGGGAAGUUGUACUACGGGUUCGUGACGCAGAAAGGGCUAGCGGUGUUUAAGCCGGGCUUGAUGGUGGAGGUGCCGAAGGAGGAGAGGUACAAGUUGGGGCUGUCGGACUUCGUUCAUGCCAUUAUGUCCGUCAUGGUGUUCGUGGCGAUCGCAUUUUCGGACCGCCGCGUGACGGACUGUUUGUUUCCGGGGCACGAGAAAGACAUGGAUGAAGUGAUGGAGAGUUUCCCGUUGAUGGUGGGAAUCGUGUGCAGCGGCUUGUUUCUUGUGUUUCCGAGUACUCGCUACGGGAUUGGUUGCAUGGCUGCGUGA